Messenger RNA from Dermochelys coriacea (leatherback sea turtle), 6014 nucleotides. RefSeq names its product alpha-2-macroglobulin-like protein 1. Gene Ontology annotation, molecular function: endopeptidase inhibitor activity. The transcript has 36 exons. Bases 1 to 4452 code for a protein of 1483 amino acids. The record is from RefSeq and is a predicted model, not a curated record. Lineage: Eukaryota; Metazoa; Chordata; Testudines; Dermochelyidae. Gene Ontology annotation, cellular component: extracellular region.
AUGGGGGCCCCAGUAACCCCGGCCUGCCUGCUGCUCCUCCUGCACCUCACAGCUGGGACGUCUGCAGAGCCGCACUAUGUGGUGGUGAGCCCAGCCGCGCUCUACCACCCGCACACGGGGACGGUGUCAGUUCAUCUCAGCGACCUCAACGAGACCGUCCGGGUGAGCGUCCGGCUGGAGAGGGGGGAUGGGUCCAGCGCUAUCCCCCUGCUGGAGAGAGAGGUCCAGGGGCCCCGUCUGCACGAGAACGUGCGCUUCCAGGUUCCAGCCCCGUCCGGGGGGCAGCAGGAAGUGGCAGAGCUGCACGUCUCGAUCCGGGGAGAUGCCCUGCAGUUCUCUGAGCGGAAGAAAGUGCUGCUGCGGGCACUGGAGCCCGGGACCUUUGUGCAGACGGACAAGGCUGUCUACAAGCCGGGACAGACAGUGAAGUUUCGAAUCGUCAGUUUGGACAAAGACUUCAUUCCCAGUGCCAAGAAGCUGCCCCUGGUGACUCUGCAGGAUCCCAGCGGGAACCGCAUCGCCCAGUGGCGAGAUGUGACUCCGCAGCAGGGCAUCGUGGAUCUGUCCCUCCCGCUGCCUGCAGAGCCGGCCCUGGGGACGUACGCCAUCGAGGCGCAGGGGACGAGGCACUCGUUCAGCGUGGAGGAAUACGUGCUGCCCAAGUUCGAAGUGAUCCUUGAGCUGCCCCCUGUGGUGACGGUGCUGGAUGAGACGCUCCUGCUGCGAGUGUGCGGCCGAUACACCUACGGGAAGCCCGUCCUGGGGAGGGUCCAGGCCAGCCUGUGUCGGGAGAAACAACUAUCAUAUCUCUGGUACCGUCUUGAUGCCGAGCUAACCAGGGCUCUGUGCACGGAGCUUUCUGGCCAGACUGACAGCAACGGCUGCUUUUCCAGAGAGGUGGGGACGGCUCCCUUCAACCUGACCCACUCUGGCUACAAGAGGCGCCUCCAGGCCAAGGCCUCUCUAGUGGAGGAGGGGACAGGGGUGGAGCUCAACGCAACCAAGCACUGCAACAUCGUGUCUGAAAUCGCUACAGUGACCUUUGAGGAUGCUGAUGCUACCUACAAGGCUGGAAUCCCCUACACUGGCAAGAUGCUCCUGAAGGCAGCAGAUGGCUCUGCACUGAAGAAUGAGAAGCUGCAGCUCUUUGUUAGCUCUGGAGAUAAGAAUAAGAACCAGACCUUCCUGACGGACGAGUCUGGCAGAGCCUCCUUCGAGCUGGACACCUCCGGCUGGACCAGGAGCGUCACUCUGAAGGGGCAGUUCAAGCAGGUGGAUCGCAGCUAUGUGUAUGGGAGAGUCUCUCCCAGUUACCCGGAUGCCUAUCGUCACCUGGAGCCCUUCUACUCCAAGAGCCAGAGUUUCCUAAAGAUCCGCUCGCUGGGUGGGGUGCUGCCCUGCGACCAGGCCCAGCAGCUCCAGGUGGAUUACAUCAUUGCUAGCGAGGCCCUGGGGAACGGGUCCAGGAGCCUGGAUUUCAUCUUUCUGGUCGUGGCCAAGGGAGCCAUCACCAGGAUUCUCCGCAAUGGGCUGGACCUCAGGGAGGGGGCUGGGCUGAAGGGCUCCUUCUCUGUGGAGCUGCCCGUUGGUGCUGAGCUGGCGCCCGCUGCCAAGGUGCUGGGUUACACGGUGCUGCCUGAUGGCGAGAUGGCUGCCGACAGCACCCUGCUGCGCAUGGCCAAGUGCCUCCCGAACAAGGUGAAGCUGGCCUUCUCGCAGGACCGGGCCCUGCCGGGCUCAGAGCUCCAGCUGCGGGUGCAGGCUGCCCCCGGGUCCCUGUGCGCCAUCCGUGCCGUGGAUCAGAGCGUGCUGCUCAUGAAGCCCGAGGCCGAGCUCAGCGUCGACAUGGUCUAUAACUUGCUCCCCCGUUUUCCCCGAGGAGACUAUCCUGCUGGGGCUCGAGAGCACGAGUCAGGCGACUGUCCGUAUUUCUCUGAGUCCUCUGGAUACCUGCCUCCCUGGUGGCGGCAUCACAGCAGGCCCUGGCCUGCCCAGUUUUCUAACAGUGACUCCUACCAUUUAUUUAAGGAUGCGGCUUUGAAAAUUCUCACCAAUGCCAACACCAAGAAACCUUUUAUCUGCCCUGAUAUUCCGAUCUUCAGAUUCAGCAGUCAACCCAACUUUAACCGCGGCCCUCCGGGAAGGCCAAUGGACUCUUCGUAUAAAGGCGGGAUUUCGAGGGAGAACCUACGCGUCGGACAUGGGGGAUUAGGUAACGCCCUGCCUGAGCCAGAGCCCAGCGCCGAGUCGGAGCCAGCGCCACGUGCCUACUUCCCAGAGACGUGGCUGUGGGACCUGGUCCCCGUGGGUGAGGGUGGCUCCAAGGACGUCCCACUCUCGGUGCCUGACACCAUCACGGAGUGGAAAGCUGGGAUGUUCUGCACGGCAGAGGUGGGCUUUGGGCUCUCCCCCACGGCCACCUUCACGGCCUUCAAACCCUUCUUUGUGGAGCUGGCCUUGCCGUACUCCGUGAUCCGGGGAGAGGCCUUCGCCGUGAAGGCCACCGUCUUCAACUACCUGCAGCAGUGCAUCAAGGUGCGGCUGACACUGGCGGAGUCUGCGCAGUUCCAGGUGCAGGCAAGUGAGGACGGCGCCUACACCAGCUGCCUCUGUGCAGACGAAGGGAAAACCUUCCAGUGGGAGGUGACGGCGAGCAGCCUGGGAGAGGUGAACUUCACCAUCAGCACCGAGGCUCUGCGCACAGAGGAGCUGUGCGGCAACGAACUGGCCGUGGUGCCGGUCCAGGGGCGAGUGGACACCGUGAUAAAGCCCCUGCUGGUCCAGCCGGGGGGGAUCCUGGAGGAGAAGGCGCACAGCUCCCUGCUCUGCCAGGAAGCAUCCGAAGAAAUCUCCUUGCAGCUGCCUGCGAAUGUCCUGGCGGGGUCCGAGCGGGCCCACGUGACUGUCCUGGGAGACAUAAUGGGCACGGCUCUGCAGAACAUAGACCGCCUGUUGGCCAUGCCCUACGGCUGCGGAGAGCAGAACAUGGUCCGGUUCGCUCCCAACAUCUACAUCCAGCAGUACCUGGAGAAGAGCGGGCAGCUGAGCCCGGAGAUCAAACACAAGGCCCAGGGAUUCCUCCAGAGCGGCUACCAGCGCGAGCUGCUGUAUAAGCACAACGAUGGCUCUUACAGCGCCUUUGGGGAGAGCGACGCCGUGGGCAACACCUGGCUGACGGCCUUUGUUCUCAAGUCCUUUGGCCAGGCCAGACCCUACAUCUCCAUCGACGAGAAGAACCUAGAGGAUGCCCUAAGGUGGCUGCAGCGUCACCAGCUGAAGAGCGGCUGCUUCCGCAGUGUGGGGAAGCUGUUCAACAAUGCCCUGCAGGGUGGCGUGGUGGACGAGCUCUCUCUCUCGGCUUACAUCACGGCAGCGCUGCUGGAGCUGGGGCAGCCGCUCACGGACCCCAUGAUGACCAGGGCCCUCCAGUGCCUCCGAGAGUCGAGCACCAGUGACCUCUACACGCAGGCGCUGCUGGCCUACGCCUUCGGGCUGGCGGGGAGCACGGAGCUGCGGGGCGCCCUUCUGCAGAGCCUGGCCCAGCACAGCGUCAGCGCCGGGGGACAGCUCCACUGGGAGAGGAAGGUGAAGGCCCUGCCCAGCCCCUAUGGGAACCAGGCCCCGUCGGCGGAGGUGGAGAUGACGGCGUACGUGCUCCUGGCCUAUCUCUCCCUGCCCAAUGUGUCUGCAGCCGACAUGGCGACUGCCGCCCAGAUUGUCCGCUGGCUCAGCAAGCAGCAGAACCCCUACGGGGGCUUUGCCUCCACACAGGACACGGUGGUGGCCCUGCAGGCCCUGGCCAAAUACGCAGCCCUGACGUACAGCACGAGCGGGGCUGUGUCGGUGACAGUGAGCUCCCAAGCCGGGGCCCGGCAGCAAUUCCACGUGGAGAACGCCAAUCGGCUGGUGCUGCAGCGAGCGGCCCUGCAGGAGAUCCCCGGGCAGUACACGGUGCGGGCCAGCGGCGAGGGCUGUGUCUUUGUGCAGCUGACUCUGCGCUACAACGUGCCGCCCCCAAAGAGCGCCGUGACCUUUGACCUGCGGGUGGAGACGGAGCCGAAGGAGUGCACCGAGAGCGCCAGAUCCCACUUCAGCCUCGUCCUGCACGCCCGGUACAGCGGGGAGCGCUCAGUCACCAACAUGGCCAUCAUCGAGGCCAAGCUACCCUCUGGCUACACCCCCGUCAAGAGCUCCCUGCGGCAGCUGGAGAAGCAGCGUUUGGUGAAGAGGCUGGAGGUGCAGAACGACCAGGUGACGCUCUAUCUGGACCAGCUGACGAAGGAGGCGGCGAGUUUCACCUUCUCCCUGGAGCAGGAUUUCCCUGUGAAGAAUCUCAGAGCAGCCCCAGUGAGGCUGUACGAUUACUAUGAGACAGGUGAACACACAGAGGCUGAGUACAGCGCCCCCUGCGGCUCAGCCCCUGAUGUCGACACGAUGGAAAAUUCCCGCUGAAGCCCCUGCCCCUGCUGGGCAGCCCCCUCCCAUCCCAUCCCGAGAGCGCCGCACCAGCAGCCAGACUCCUCAGGAUCGGGGUGGUAUGGACAAGCCUCAUCUCAUCUGUUGCUCUUCCCCGUACCAGCUGCCCUAUCCCCCUUAGCACCUUCUUCAGCCAAUGCCUCCCCGUUCGCUCUGCAAACAUCCCACCGCCUGUCCCAUCUCAUCCUCCAGACCGGAUCCCAGCUGUCUGUCACACGCAGGGACCAGUGGCUGCAGUGGGGACCCCUGGGGUUUGCUGCCAUCCUGCCUGGAGCAGCAGGUUCAGUGUAAAACAAAAUACAAAAACCCACCUCUUUGUGAGGCUGUUUUGUCUCUUUGUGCCUGCCCUGCUGCUGCUCCUCGCACGGCUCCUGUGGAUCCUUAGAGCAGCCAGAUCCUGGGACCGUGGCUCUGUCCCCUUCCCCAGCCCUUCGGUCAUUGCUGUGGGGUUUGACUUUAACCCUGGGGAGGACAGCGUCAGCAACAGCCCCUCGGGUUCCAGCCCCGGCUGGCAGAGCUGCUCUCAUUACACACGUCUACAUGAAAGUGAACCAAUUCAACUGAAGUUUAGUUUUUAAACCAGUUUACUUACACCAGUGAAAACCUCAGUGCAGGUGCAUUUAUUGUGGUGUGAAGGAGGGUUAUUUUAGUUUAGGUUCAAUCAAUUAGGAAUUGAAGUUAAAUCAGAAUCUACUCUUCUCUCAGACUGACAGAAGCACCUCUACCGGCUUGCAUGGGUUGAACUAAAUUGAUUUUAAAAGCCAAGGCCCAAGAGAGGGAGGAAUAGCGUGUCUGACUCCUUACCACUCUUGCUGUUUUGUUUGUGUUUUGUUACCAUCUGUUUAAUUCCGUGGACCAAUGAACAUUGUGGGGAAAGGCGAUCUCUGUGAAAGGUCUAUCCCCAGUCAAGCAAGGUGUGAGAGACCCAGCCAGUCUUCCAGAGACCCCAGGGCAGACCAGAGUUGACAUUCCUGAUACUUACAGGGUAAAUAGGAUGCAAGAAAAAUAAAUUCAUAGACCGUGCAGACCCUCCCUAUCCAUCGUAAAGAAUCAAGAACUCUUAGUGGGUCCACUUUAAAAGCAGGAAGCUCAUUUUCCUUUAUGCAGAUAUUAAAGGCACCUGAUUCAGUUUGUAGCUGCAGGGGCUUUCCCCAGGGCCAGAGUGUGAAAGAUUCACCAAAGAGUCAAGAUUACAAGCUCAGUCUCAAUUGGAAAGGAUGGCACAAAUACAUCCCAGAGGGCUGCAUGUGCCUGUCUAAGGGGGAAAGAGAACUGGACUUUAAUAUUUGGGGAAUAGGAUGUGCUCCCAUAUUGAAAGACGAUAUUGUCCUGUGUACAGCCAGGGGGCAAUCACAAAAAGGCAUUUCUCCUUCUCUUUGCCUGGGCCUGGCUUCUGUAAGGAUAAUGUUACACUAACAGAGCCGGUGGUAUGUAAUUCCUGUUGCCUGUGACAUUUGUAGGGGGAGCUAGUAGCAGCCCCUCUAUUUAGGCUGCCUGACCCUUUCCAUGAUAAAAUUGUCUCGCAGGCUUUUCUUUGA